AUGUUAAAGCGUUUACUUCUCCUCAUCCUUUUUGGGCAAUCUCUUGCGAUGUAUUGUCACCCUGGAUCAUCAGCUCCGAUCUUUUAUGGAAGAGUGGAUAACAGCGCUACUAGACCGGGUGAAUUGCCAGUGGUGGCGCAGCUCGUGAAAUCCAGCGAGGGUGGCACAACUUCAUAUUUCCCAAAAACACAUGGGGUCGACCAGGUUUCACAAGAGAGAAGGAAUGUGAAUUUGGAUGAUUCCGAUUGUUUACUCGACUUAUUGGAACAAGGACUGGCUAAUGAAAUCCAGAUUCGACAGGAAGUUCAAAAAAAUUUUGCCAAGUUGACUCCCAAAGUGGAUGGUAAUAGGUGGCCUUCUACAUUAGACUUUUGUGAUUGGUUUUCUAGGACAGGGUGUGCAGAAGGCAUAACUAGAGAUACGGAAGCCGCCUAUCCAGGUAAUUCAGUUUACAAGUCCACUUUGAACAAGUACAACUAUCCCCCUCCUGGUAUACCAGUCUCCGAACAACCCUGA
Messenger RNA from Puccinia triticina, 516 nucleotides. RefSeq lists its product as uncharacterized. The record is from RefSeq and is a predicted model, not a curated record. The transcript has 4 exons. NCBI's taxonomy places the organism in Eukaryota, Fungi, Basidiomycota, Pucciniomycetes, Pucciniales, Pucciniaceae. Bases 1 to 516 code for a protein of 171 amino acids.